Arachis stenosperma is the source of this 2175-nucleotide messenger RNA. RefSeq names its product probable protein phosphatase 2C 33. Lineage: Eukaryota; Viridiplantae; Streptophyta; Magnoliopsida; Fabales; Fabaceae. The transcript is spliced from 5 exons. The record is from RefSeq and is a predicted model, not a curated record. Gene Ontology annotation, biological process: protein dephosphorylation. Bases 481 to 1941 code for a protein of 486 amino acids. Gene Ontology annotation, molecular function: protein serine/threonine phosphatase activity.
UUUUAGUUCAGUGGAUUAUACUUAUAGAUCUAUACACUUUUAUGUCCAUGUGUCUAUCAGUUAUUAUUCCGUUAACAAAGAGAACUGAAAAGUGAAAAGGGAGAAGAAAAAAGGUAUUAUAUUUUGUUUUUCCAUUUUGGGGGUGAUUAAAAAACUAUUAUCUUUCUUUCCUAGUUAGUUAACCUUAUCCUUUGAUUGAUGCAUCAAACUGAAUCACUAGCAUAAUUCAGCAGUCUCACUCUGAAAAGGGUAUACCAUUGAUUGGUUCUGGUGAAUUUGUGUUUGUGUGUGUGUGUAUUAGAACUUGUUAAAACACAAACACAAGAAGGAACUUGUUCCUUUGUGUGUUCAUCUGUUGUUGUUUGGUGAAUCACAAAGUGAGUUGUAACGGAUCCUUCAAGGGAAGAAAGCUUGUGUGUGUGUGGUGGUUGCUACUCAGGUGGUCUGGAGUGCAUUCUAGGCAUUCUAAGGGCCCUAAGAAUGGGGUCCUGCUUCUCUGUGGAAAGCAGGAACCCCAAUUCACCAUCUUCAGGAUUAAGGAAGAGGAAGAAUUCCAAGAAGAGAUUUGGAUCAAGAAACUCUUCAUUUGAGUAUUGGAGGAAUGAGCCUCUCCAUAGGGUCCCUGGUAGGAUCUUCCUCAAUGGCUCUACCCAAGUUGCUUCCUUGUUCACCCAGCAAGGAAAGAAAGGCACCAAUCAAGAUGCCAUGGUUGUUUGGGAGAACUUUUGUUCCAGGCAAGAUACUGUUUUCUGCGGUGUUUUCGAUGGCCAUGGUCCAUUUGGUCACAUGGUUGCGAAAAAAGUGAGGGAUGUUCUUCCUCUAAAACUGAAUGCUCAUUGGGAACCUAAUGCAUCUGGUGAGGAUGUCCUCAAGGAAAUUAGCGUGAAUACGGCAGUAAGCAUGAACACAGAAGAGGCUGCAUUUGUAUCCGCUGACGAGGAAUCCAGAGCAUCCAUUGAUGUCGAAGAAUUGGAAAAAUACCCUGAAAUCUUUCUAACAGUUAGAGAGUCUUUUCUGAAGGCCUUCAAAGUUAUGGAUAGAGAAUUGAAGACACACCCUAGCGUCGAUUGCUUCUGCAGUGGAACAACAGCAGUAACAUUGGUGAAACAGGGUCGUGAUCUUAUUGUCGGAAAUGUUGGUGAUUCCAGAGCUGUGCUUGGUACAAGAGAGAAAGAUAAUUCUCUUGUUGCAGUUCAGUUAACUGUGGAUCUAAAACCCAAUCUUCCAGCCGAAGCAGAGAGAAUUCGUAGAUGUAAAGGGCGUGUUUUCGCCCUUCAUGAUGAACCUGAAGUUGCUCGAGUCUGGUUGCCAAAUAACGAUUCCCCCGGCCUAGCCAUGGCUCGUGCAUUCGGAGAUUUUUGUCUUAAAGAUUUUGGUUUGAUAUCUGUUCCAGAGGUUUCAUACAGAAGACUCACCGAGAAGGAUGAGUUUAUCGUCUUAGCAACCGAUGGGAUUUGGGAUGUUCUCUCAAACAAAGAAGUGGUAGACAUCGUAGCAGCAGCACCUGCACGGUCCAUGGCAGCUCGAGCGCUGGUCGAGUCAGCUGUUAGAGCUUGGAGGUACAAAUAUCCGACUUCCAAGGUUGAUGACUGUGCAGUGGUUUGCCUCUUUCUGGACCCGGACUUGCAUAAAGUAUCUAAUGCUUCCUUUGCUAAGUCCAAAGAGCAGCAGAGUUCAGGGAUCAAUGCAAAUGGCGGCAGCGAAGAAGUGGAAAGCCUUCUGGAACCUGCUGGUCUGGUAAGGUCCGGAACUUGCAGGGAAGUCAAUAAUGACACAUCCAAUGGCGAAAGCAACGAAGAAACGUUGAAAGAUGAUGUGAUGGAUGCUGGAGAGUGGUCUGCACUCCAAGGAGUGACUCGAGUGAACACACUGUUGAAUCUUCCGAGAUACGACCCUCGCAAAGAUAAGGGUGCGUCGGCCAGCCCGAAAAAACGCAAAUGAUUGCAACCAACAAACAAUGCCGUGUCUUUCUUGGCGAAGAAGUCGACUACAUGAAUCAAACGAAGUCGCCCGUCCUUAAAGCAAGGGAAUGUUGAGUUGGUCUUUUGUUCUUUUUUGUUCUCCAUUAUGAUUAUAGAUACAUACUUUUCUUUUUCAAUAUUCUUUUGGUUUUAUAAUUUGUUAAUUUUGACACUUUUUUCCUAGUUUAUAUAAUUAUAUACAUGUUCACAACAA